Molecule: messenger RNA, 978 nt
Organism: Exophiala viscosa
Lineage: Eukaryota; Fungi; Ascomycota; Eurotiomycetes; Chaetothyriales; Herpotrichiellaceae
Product: S-adenosyl-L-methionine-dependent methyltransferase
Exons: 2
Molecular function (GO): methyltransferase activity
Source: RefSeq, a predicted model, not a curated record
ACCCAGAUCGCGCCCAUGAUGUUGCCGGAUUUGGAUAUAGACGACGAAGCCUAUGCAGAAAGCACUAGCACAAGCUACGUGACAUCCAUCGCCUCGGAGAUAUCUCGAGGCAUCUUAGAAAAUGAACGACUGUACCCACAAUAUGGAAGACACAGCUACGGAAUGCCGGUCGACGAAGCUGAGAUGGACCGAAUGGACCUGCAACACCGCAAAUACGAACUCGUGAUUGGGGAUAGACACUUUUUGGCUCCCAUUGGUGAUUGCCCUCAGAGCAUCCUCGACCUGGCGACUGGUACGGGCAUAUGGGCACUGGACGUGGCAGACAUGUUCCCCACUGCGUCAGUACUUGGGGUAGAUAUUGCACCAAUACAACCCAAAUGGGUUGCUCCCAAUUGUCAGUUCGAAAUCGACGAUAUCGAGGAUAGCUGGACCUACCGGAUGGAGAGUUUUGACUUUAUUCACCUUCGCGAUCCGUUGUACGUGGUGCGUGACUGGCCGAAACUCAUGCGACAAGCAUAUGAUCAUCUCAAACCUGGAGGGUGGUUUGAGCUGGCUUCGGUAUAUCCUCGCGCCAUGUGUGACGAUGCAUCGAUGCCGGAGAGUUCCAUGUUCAAAUUUAUCUGCGACAGGUUCAUCGAGGCCUCAUAUGGACUGGGUGCUCCACUGGACUGCUGUCUACACUUUGCCGAGUAUCUUCGAAACGCCGGCUUUGUUGAUGUGGCCGAGCUUAUCUUCAAGAUGCCAUCAUCACCGUGGCCAAAGGACCGACGUCUCAAGAAAGUGGGAGCACUGGAGAUGACAAACCUGGUGGAAGGGGCUUCUGCCUUUGGACUGCGAGUGUUUUCUCAUGCAUACGGAUGGACACGUGAGGAGACGGAGCUGGCCAUGGUCGGGUUUCGGAAAGAUGUGAAGAAUCGAAACUAUCAUCAAUAUGUGCGAUAUUAUGUCGUGUAUGGUCGCAAGCCCGAGAGGCGAGAU